Diachasma alloeum is the source of this 4724-nucleotide messenger RNA. RefSeq names its product tonsoku-like protein. Gene Ontology annotation, molecular function: protein binding. The record is from RefSeq and is a predicted model, not a curated record. Lineage: Eukaryota; Metazoa; Arthropoda; Insecta; Hymenoptera; Braconidae. The transcript has 2 exons. Bases 160 to 4038 code for a protein of 1292 amino acids.
UCCCCGGAGUGAGCGAUGUUGGGGCGGCAAAAGUCCUCGUACGUGAAUGUCUGUGAUUGUUCAGAGGUUAACCACGUAAAAUCAUUCCAAACAGAUCGUCAAGUGAAUUAAUUUAUGAGUUUUUCUGCAUCAUCAAUUAUUUAACAGCAUUUAUUCAACAUGGACACUGCGAAAUUACUCCAGAAGAAGCGUCGCGCAAAGACGAAAGGAGACUUCAAAAUCGUCGCAGAAGUGUCAAAAGACCUCGGCGACAUAUACUUCCAAACAGGCAACUAUCCAGAGGCCCUCGAGCAGUACAAGGACCAAGUCCAAGCCUGUGAGAUCCUGAACGACCCCCUGGAAGUGGCCAUCGGUAACCGAAUGAUCGGAGAGGUCCUCACAAGCUUGGACCGCUUCGAAGAGGCUCUGAUCUACCAGAACCUCUACCUGGUAGGUGCAAUCCAAGCCGACGACCUCAUAGAGCAGCAGAGGGCUUACGCCACCCUGGGUCGUACCCAGUUCUGCCUAAGUCAGUUCCUUGAAGACAGGGCGCAGAAACGCGACGCCCUGAAUGCCGCCAAGAACGCCUACAUAACGAGUCUGAAAACCUGCGACAAAUUCGAAGAGUCCGGAGCGCAAAUCGACACGAAAGAGGUGAUGACAAUGCGAGCUAGACUCCUCUUGAACCUCGGUCUCGUCCUCGAAGCGAAGAAACAACCUGACAAGGGAAUCCAACUGAUUGAAAAAGCUGCACGUCUCUGUGAACAGAAUAAUCUCCAUGAAGACCUACACCGGAGCAACGUCUCCCUGGGGGCCCUCCACGAACGUUUAAAAAAUUACUCCUCAGCCCAAGAGUUCUACCAGAAAGCAGCCAAGGUCGAGGACUUCACUCUGAAAGAAAGAGCUCGCCUGCACGAAGCAGAACUCCUGGUGAAAUGGGGAAAGUGGAGUGAAGCCAGGAAAAUUCUCGUCCAAUUGUACGUCCACCACAAGAACUCUCCAUCGAUCCUGGAGACAGCCUCCAAACUCCUGAAGAUCGUCGCAGUAAUCCAAUCUAGCGAAGUAAAACUGAAGACAGAGGACAACAAUCGCAAGAGACUGGAGAUCUACGAGAGCAUGGGUGACGCUGCGUCAGCUGGGAAUGCUUUUGAGAAAGCUCUGGACUAUUACAGGGACAUGCUGGCUUGUGUUGAGAUCGGUGACAUCGAGGAGAAGCUUGCUCCUGCCCUGGUGAGCCUCGCCCAAACGUUGAAAGACCUGGAGAAGUACGACGAGGCUGUCAUUUACGCUAAGAAAGAAUUAGAACUCUGUAAGGACCCCAAGGAGAUCUGCAGAUCCGCCCUCUACCUCGGGGAGUUACUCGUCCUGACGAGUUCCCCAGACACUCAGAUCGAUGAAGCCUUCACCACUGCUCUGAACAAUGCUGAAAAAUCAGGGAACUUGUCCCUGAAAUUAUCGGUCCUCAAGAGCAUGUUGGAUUACUCUGAAUCUAAAGAGGACAAGGAGACCUCUUCGGAAUUGAAACAACAAAUUUCAGAUCUGAAGGAGCAAAUUCCCGGUGAUGAGUCGAGUGAUGAAGAGGACCUGGAGACUUCUCUGAACGACAUUAAAAUCGAAAUCGAUGAUCUGUCAGACGUCGAGGAGGAGAUGCAGAGGAAGGGGGAGAGAACAGUGAGGAAGAGUCGUCCCAAACGUGUGGAGUUCAAGAGGAAUAUCAAAGGAGAGAUGCCCCUGCAGAUCGCCUGCAUCGAGGGGAACAAGAAGAAGGUUCAAGAGCUCCUGAAACAGGGGCACCCAGUCAAUUGCAGGGAUUACUGUGGCUGGACACCUCUGCACGAGGCAGCCAACUACGGGUACAUUGAGAUCGCUGAGCUACUGUUGAAGCAUGGAGCUGAUAUCAAUGAUCCUGGGGGUCCUCAGUGUGGUGGGAUUACUCCACUGCACGAUGCUGCUGUAUGUGGCCAUACUGUUGUCAUUAAUUUCCUGAUUGAACAAGGAGCAGACCCCAGACUGAAGACUGCUAAAGGGGAGACUGUGCUGGAUUGCCUGGAGGGCUGGAGGAAAAAAGAGGGGGUGCUGAGCCCUGAGGACGAGGCUGAGUACCAGAUCAUCAGAAAUAAGUUGAAAUUGAUCAUUCCUAGGACGCCCAAGCCGUCGCCAAAGGGUGGGACCAACCCAAAGGCUUCCUCUCUCCAGCCUCUGAUUGAUCCAGAUGGAAAUGCUGACGACCCCCCGAUGAUCCCCCCAGACCUACCUGAAGAGAAAAGAAUAUCUGCUGGAGAGGACUACAGGAGAACCAUCGAGAGUCUAAAAUCAAACAGAUCGAGGAUCAUGACACCUAAGAGUCCGAAACGAAAUGUUGCUCCUUUGAUCGAUAGUGAGGAAGCUCUGAUUGACGAAGACAAUUGGCUGGAAGAGGACCUUGAGGUGCCAACCCCCAAACGAAGGAGCACCUCCAGCAACGAGACCCCAGGCUCUGUCAAACGAAAAUCCAAUAAUUUGACUCCAAACGAGGAUAAAAACCCCAAGAGAAGAAGGACCAAUGAUGCUGAUGAGGUGGAGGUCUUGGGGGAUAGUGAGAACAGUCGAGACAGUGUUCUCUCUGGAAAUUCAGAUAUUUUCAAUGUUAGUACAUCCAAUUCCUCACGAAUUCACAGGACGAAACCCAAGCAGAAAUCGUUGUUGGCUGCUGGAUUCACCAGGAGUUUGGACUCCAGAACUCCAUCACCAGUGUUUCAUUAUCCAGAUCCGAUUGGCUCGCAGAUGAGGGGCCAGAGGCUUGAUAUCCAGGGGAGACAGUCGGAUUCAGUGAGAAUUGAAGUUGAGUUGGAUGACAGUAUUAUUAAGACUAAAUUGAGGAUUCAGGAUGACAGCGAGAGUUUAAUUACGAAUUUGAUGAAUAACGUCGUGGGAAAGUUUGAGGAGAGGACUGGGUGUCGAGGGAGAGUCGAGUUGACGACGUCUUCUGGUAAUGUUCUCCAAGCUGAUAACAUCGUUAAUAUUAUUUAUAAGAAUGAAGGGGUUCUCCGGCUUGCUGGACGAGUGCUGGACCUCCAGGUGCCAUCAAUUGUCGAGCGUUUCGAGAAGAUUUGCAGAGCCAUGAAGGUCGAGGUGGAUGAUCCCGAGCUUUUGAGGUCACUCAAGUCGUGUAAAAAUACUGGAAUCUUCAGACUGAGGAGUGACGAGGGCUUGGAUCUUGAAUUGAUGCCCAUUUUGAGGAGUCUGGAGUAUGAGAAGAGUCUUCAGGUGCUGCACUUGUCCUCAGGGAUUUUGUAUAAUCUAGGGGAGAGUGUCAACGAGACACUGGGGAGGCUGACAGCUCUUCAGGAGCUGCAUCUACAAGGCUGCGAUAUUGAUCAUCAAUUUUUAGGGGCCAUUGAUCAUUUACCUUCUCAACUACGAGUGCUGGAUCUGAGUUACAAUCCACUGGGGCCAGAGAGCCAGGAGAAACUUGGGGAAUUGAUUGCACCUCUGAGGUACCUCCAGACUCUCAACUUACGAUCUUGUCGGUUGGAGAGGUUCCCAGCAACAACAAUCAGCUCAAGUCUCGUGAAUCUUGAUGUUUCUGGGAAUUUUAUCCAAGGAGAUAGUGUGGAGUGCUUCCUCCAGAGGCAGAUCGUCAAUUUGAGUAUCUCGAAUACGUAUAAUCCAGGGAAUUCAAUUCUGGAGGUCAUGAUGAGCGGACUGAAGUCGAUUUUCAUGAGUCUGGAUACUCUGGAACUUAGUGGAUGUAAUCUGAGGAAUUCUGAUGUGCUGGAGGUGCUGGAGAAGUGCCCGAAUUUAUCGAAAUUUGUGCUGGGAGAUAAUCCUGAGGUGACUCAAGUGUCGUUGGAGGCUUUAGUUGGGAGGAGACCUACUCUGAUGCUGAUCAAUGUCACUGGGUGUGAGAAGAUCACGAGGAUUCCCAGUUUCGGGUUGACGAUUCAAAAUCCCUCCGUUUGCACUCUGAUGGCUAGCUUUUCUGAGGAAGUUUGCAAUGCGUGGAGGGAUCUGUGGGGUCAUCAAGCUAUUUUUUAUAGACAACCGCAUGAUAUUGUUAUCAUAAGGCCAUUCACGUGAUUUUUUUUUCUAUUCUUUUUUUUUUGGCAAUUUGAUUUUUUCAUCGUUACUUCAUUGGUCAUUUGUGUAAUUUAUUACCCAUUUUAUAAUGAAUCACUUCGAUAUUUAUGUAACUAUUUUCAAGUUUUUUUGAAAGUGUAGCAGAUAGACUUUUGUUCAAAGUGGAAACUUAUUUUUGGAGGCCCUCUUUUUUGUGGCCGAAGAGCUGUAGGAAUUAAAAUUCCCAGCUUCGAGUUGACAAUUUAUAUUCCCUCGUACGUGGAGGGAUCUAUGGGGUCAUCAAACUACUUUGUAUAAACAAUUGCAUAACAUUGUUAUUAUAAGGCCAUUCACGUAAUUUUUUUUCUAUUCUUUUUUUCUCAAUUUUAUUUUUUCAGUGUUACCUCAGUGGCCAUUUGUACAAUUUGUUACCUACUUUACAAUGAAUAUGUUCAAUAUUUAUGUAACUAUUUUCAAAAUGUUUUGAAAGUAUAUCGAAUAGGCUUUCGUUGAGAGUGGGAAUUAGUUUUUUUAGGUCCUCUUCUUUGUCUCCGAGGAGCCACAAAAAACUUAUGUGAUAGGAUGCGUCCUGAAAGGAAAAGAUUUAGGGAAUAAGUUUACUAACUCUUUUGAAAGUGUGAGGAGAUGUAUAUGUUGUAAAAUAAAAUGUAGAAUAAAUUCGAUAUACCUCGUAGAAAGGAGGCAGC